This is a messenger RNA of Paecilomyces variotii, 2712 nucleotides long. RefSeq names its product putative alpha-1,2-mannosidase family protein. Gene Ontology annotation, cellular component: cytosol; nucleus. The transcript is spliced from 7 exons. Gene Ontology annotation, biological process: protein quality control for misfolded or incompletely synthesized proteins; carbohydrate metabolic process; glycoprotein catabolic process. The record is from RefSeq and is a predicted model, not a curated record. NCBI's taxonomy places the organism in Eukaryota, Fungi, Ascomycota, Eurotiomycetes, Eurotiales, Thermoascaceae. Bases 222 to 2588 code for a protein of 788 amino acids. Gene Ontology annotation, molecular function: peptide-N4-(N-acetyl-beta-glucosaminyl)asparagine amidase activity; carbohydrate binding.
GAGAUAAAACGAUGGAUUUGAUCCUGGUCGCCAUGAGCAACCUCAAUGAUCUACCACCCCUUUCCAUUCCAAGGACCAGCUAGACGUGACAUGCCAGGAUAACGCCGGCUUGCCAUGAUCUACUUAUAUCUAUUAUCGCCCCCGCACUUGCGGAGAGAGCUGUUGCUGAGCAGCUUCGCAGUCGCUGUGAUUUUGCUCCUUUAUCCACCGCCAUCGUCAGUAUGGCGCUCCGCCAUGCGUUGGUGUCAUUCGUUUUCUUGACUCGCUCGUUUGCUGCAAACAACAGCGUUACUGAUGAUUAUGACGUUCUGCAGUAUGUUGAUACACUGAUCGGAACCACCAAUGGGGGAGAUGUUUUCGCUGGAGCAACACUCCCUUAUGGAAUGGCCAAAGCUGUAGCUGAUACAAACUCCCAGUAUAACCAAGGCGGUUUCACCUAUGAUGGGAGUGCAAUCACAGGGUUCUCAAACCUGCACGAUUCUGGCACGGGAGGAAGUCCUUCUUUAGGCAAUUUCGCGCUCUUCCCCUACGUCAGCUGCGAGAAUGAUGAUGUUGAUGGCUGCGUCUAUCCAAAGACACGCCGUGCAACGGGCUAUGUCAAUGGCUCUGUGGCGGCUGUUCCGGGUUAUUUUGGACUCACACUGGACUCUGGAAUCGUAGUAGAUAUGACCGUUGCUCACCAUACAUCUCUCUUCCGCUUCCGCUUCCCAGAAUCAGGGGACAAUGCGAGCAGUCCCCUGAUUCUUUUGGAUUUGACCGAUUUGCAAGACUCUCGACAGGACAAUGCUACCAUUUCUGUCGACCCGUCCACAGGGCGCAUGCAGGGUAGUGGUCGUUUCCUACCCAGCUUCGGCAGCGGUACUUACGAGGCAUUUUUCUGUGCUGAUUUUCAGAGCUCAUCUGGACUUCGCGAUAACGGCAUAUUCGUCGACACACGCGCGAGUACUGGCGUCAAAGACUUGAAACUUUCAAGGGGAAUCAAUGGCUAUCCAUUACCGGGUGGAGGUUUUGUACGAUUUCAGCCUUCUUCUUCUAACACGGUUCUUGCUCGUGUCGGGCUUAGCUUUAUCAGCAGUGAGCAAGCCUGCUCCAAUGCUGAAUCUGAGAUCCCCACGUUCGACUUUAACACCACAUAUUUCUCCGCUGUCGAUGCUUGGAGACAGAAACUGAGCCCUAUCAGAGUGUCGAGGAAAGGUGUCGAUCGCUCAAUUCUCGUCAACUUCUACAGUGGCAUUUACAGAACCAUGGUCAACCCACAGGACUAUACGGGUGAAAACCCGCUCUGGAAGAGUGCUGAGCCAUACUUUGAUUCAUUCUAUUGUCUCUGGGACUCCUUUCGGUCUCAAAUUCCUUUCCUCAUCCUCGUAGAUCCUCAUGCAGUUGCUCGUAUGAUCCGAUCUCUUAUCGACACGCAGAGGCAUCUUGGUUGGCUUCCGGAUUGCCGCAUGUCACUUUGUAAAGGAUUCACGCAAGGCGGCUCCAAUGCCGACAACGUUCUCGGCGAUGCAUUUGUGAAGGGACUAACCGAUGGUAUCGACUGGGAAGACGGCUACGCAGCAGUGCAAAAGGAUGCUGAAGAGGAACCAUACGACUGGUCCAAUGAAGGACGAGGUGGUCUAGUCAGUUGGAAGAGCCUGAACUAUAUCCCCGAGCAAGAUUUCGACUAUCUUGGUUUCGGUACCAUGACACGGAGUAUCUCGCGGACACUAGAAUACAGCUAUAACGACUAUGUCAUUUCGCAAAUCGCGCGCGGGCUCAACAAAUCUGCAGAUGCUGAGAAGUAUGAGGCCACUUCGGGAUACUGGCAGAACCUCUUCAAGCGGGAUCAGAGAUCAUAUAUCAAUGGCCAGGACACCGGGUUCGAGGGCUUCUUUCAGCCCAGGUAUCUUAACAAGACAUGGGGUUAUCAGGAUCCAAUUACAUGUUCCAACAUCGACACUAGUGGAAGUCCAUGCUCCCUUCAGAACAACGCAGGCGAGACUUUCGAAUCCAGCAUCUGGGAAUAUCAAUUUUUCGUCCCCCACGACAUGGCAACUCUAAUAACUCUCCUCGGCGGCCCAUCCCAAUUCGUCAAACGCCUCGACUACCUUCACGACAAAGGCAUAACCUACAUCGGCAAUGAACCCGCCUUCCUAACCGUCUAUCAAUAUCACUAUGCCGGCCGACCAGCCAAAUCCGCCCUCCGAUCUCACUUCUACAUCCCCGCCUAUUUCCAAACCACUCCAGGCGGUCUACCAGGAAACGACGACUCGGGCGCCAUGGGCUCUUUCGUGGCCAUGUCUAUGAUGGGCCUAUUCCCUAAUCCCGGUCAGAGCGUGUACCUUAUCAUACCACCAUAUUUCGAAUCUGUCCAGAUCACGUCCCCUCUCACCAAUCGCACAGCCACUGUUAGGGUGAGGAAUUUUGAUCCGUCUUAUACAAAUGUGUACAUUCAGUCUGCGACGCUGAAUGGGAAACCGUAUACGAAGAAUUGGGUAGAUCAUAGCUUCUUUACGGAGGGUAUGGAGUUGGUGCUUACCCUGGGGAGGAACGAGAGCUCCUGGGGAACCAGGCAGGAGGAUUUGCCUCCUUCGUUGUCGACGAGAUGAAUGGUUUACGUAUAUGAUAAUCAGAUUCCCCACCUUCUUUUGUGUAUGGGUAAUUUAAGAAUAUGCAAUAAUGAUAUUCAGAAUGAGUUUAAGAGAUGCCUCACACCGUAGUACACCGUUAAGG